UCUGGUUAUUUCUAGCGCAGAAACACAACGUGAGCAUAGUGCGAAGAGAUUAUUUUACAACAAUGAACGUUGUUAAUUUAUUGUCAACAUUUUCACGGUUAUCUGUGCACACUCUACCCGUCGUUCGAAAUAUAUCAACAUGUACCAGUCCGUUAUAUUUCAGAGUCAGCAGCGCGCUUCUGGGAGAACCGUUGAAAAAGAAGAAAAAGAUGGAUCCUAUGAUUAUUAAGAUGAGAUUGGAAAAGAAAAAGAAAAAGUUAGAAAAGCAAAUUCGUAGGUUGGAGAAGGUUGCCAAACAGUUGAAACCAAUCAGUGAAAUGGAAGUACCACUUAACUUGAUAGAUGAAAAAGAACAGAGGUUACGAAAUCUCCCACCAAUAUCGGCAGAAGAAAUGGAAUCUAGAAUAUUAUUACAAAAGGAAUGGAGUAGAUACAAAAAUAGUCAAUAUUUAGCUGAUAUUCAGAUAAUAGAUUCUAUGCUUUAUUCGCAACAAAAAGCACUUGACGAACUUAGAGCAGAGUCAGAAGAAUUAUAUCAAGAAGCGAUACAGGUGGAUCUGGCGCUUUUACCCUAUGUGACCAAAGGUCCAUCAAAAACACCUCCAAUUGAAAAUUACGACAAUCCUGAUGGAGAAUACGUGAACACUACUCGAAGGUAUGUCGGAGAGGAAUGAAGGAUCAAUCGAUGGUACAGUAAAAAGAGGAAUUUUACUCUGUGUCCAAGAAUUUGUACAAGGGAAGCGUGUAUUUCCAGAUAAUUCAUCGAGAAGCAUAGAUUUGUAUAUAUUUAACAUUAUAUAAAUAUAAUAGAAUGUAAGAAACGA
Molecule: messenger RNA, 824 nt
Organism: Dinoponera quadriceps
Lineage: Eukaryota; Metazoa; Arthropoda; Insecta; Hymenoptera; Formicidae
Gene: mRpL40
Product: 39S ribosomal protein L40, mitochondrial
Exons: 5
Coding region: 63-674 (203 amino acids)
Cellular component (GO): mitochondrial ribosome; mitochondrial large ribosomal subunit
Source: RefSeq, a predicted model, not a curated record